AUGUUUGCCGCGCUCCGAAACACGACCGCCGCCUCGUCGUCGUCGUCGCGGUCCGCCUUUGCGGCCUCGACGCUGCCGGUCCGCCGCACCUUUGCCUCGACCGCCCGCGCCGCUGCGCAAAAGGGCAAGGUGUACGACACGGCCGACGAGGCCGUCAAGGACAUUCCCUCGGGCUCGACCGUCCUUAGCGCCGGUUUCGGCCUGUGCGGCACGCCCGAGACGCUCAUCCAGGCCAUCGAGAGGCAGCCCCAGAUCAAGAACCUCACCGUCGUCUCCAACAACGCCGGCACCGGCGAAAAGGGCCUCGGCAAGCUGCUCAAGUCGAGGCAGAUUUCCAAGAUGAUUUCGUCCUUCAUCGGCGCCAACAAGUACUUUGAGAACCAGUACCUGACGGGCCAGGUCUCGCUGCAGCUGACGCCCCAAGGCACGCUGGCGGAAAAGUGCCGGGCGGGAGCGUACGGCAUCCCGGCCUUUUACACGCCGACGGGCUACGGCACGUCUGUGCAGACGGGCGAGCUGGUGGUCAAGUACCAGGAGCGCGCCGAGGGAUCCAAGGAGCCGCUCAAGCCCGCCGAGAUGGCCAAGCCCAAGGAGGUGCGCGAGUUCAACGGGCGCAAGUACAUCCUCGAAGAGUCGAUCUUUGCCGACUACGCCAUCAUCCACGCCUGGAAGGUCGACGAGGCCGGCAACGCCGUCUUCCGCUACGCGGCCAACAACUUUAGCGCCGCGUUUGGCAAGAACGCCAAGACGACCAUCGUCGAGGCCGAGGAGAUUGUCCCCGUCGGCGCCCUCGAGCCCAACGAGAUCCAGCUGCAGUCGAUCUACGUCGACCGCAUCGUCCGCGCCACGGCCGAAAAGGAGAUCGAGCUGAGGACCGUCUCGGACGCGCCCAAGAAGACGUCGUCGGCGGCAGCCAGCGGCACCGAGGCCGACGCCGCCGCCAAGCAGGCCGCCAAGGAGCGCCGCGAGCGCAUCGUCACCCGCGCCGCAAAGGAGCUCCAGGACGGCGACUACGUCAACCUCGGCAUCGGCAUGCCCUCGAUGGUGCCCAACUUCCUGCCCAAGGGCGUCAACGUCGUCCUGCACUCCGAGAACGGCAUCCUCGGCAUGGGCCCCUACCCCAAGUCGGCCGAGAUCGACGCCGACAUUGUCAACGCGGGCAAGGAGACUGUCACGCUGCUCCCGGGAGCUUCGACCUUUGACUCGGUCGACUCCUUUGGCAUGAUCCGUGGCGGUCACAUUGAUGUGACCAUGCUCGGAGCCCUCCAGAUCGGCUCCAACGGUGACCUAGCAAACUAUAUGAUUCCCGGAAAGGUUGUCAAGGGGAUGGGCGGAGCGAUGGAUCUGGUGUCGAGCCCUGACCACACCAAGGUGGUGGUGCUGACGGACCACGUCGACAAAAACGGGCGGCCCAAGAUUGUCGACGAGUGCAAGCUGCCGCUGACGGGCAGCCGAUGCGUGACGACCAUCAUCACCGACCUGUGCGUCUUCACCGUCAACCGCAAGCAGGGCGGCCUUACGCUCAUCGAGCUGAUGCCCGGCGUCACCGUCGACGAGGUCAAGGAGAAGACGGGCGCGCCCUUCAAGGUCGAGCUGCGCGCCUAG
Messenger RNA from Pseudozyma flocculosa PF-1, 1605 nucleotides. RefSeq lists its product as uncharacterized. Lineage: Eukaryota; Fungi; Basidiomycota; Ustilaginomycetes; Ustilaginales; Ustilaginaceae. Gene Ontology annotation, biological process: ketone body catabolic process. The transcript is spliced from 2 exons. Bases 1 to 1605 code for a protein of 534 amino acids. Gene Ontology annotation, molecular function: succinyl-CoA:3-oxo-acid CoA-transferase activity. The record is from RefSeq and is a predicted model, not a curated record.